GUGUCAGCUAAAGUUUAUUGGAAAUUUGCGCGCCACAGGGCUCCCAGUGUUUUUAAAAAAACAAUUAUCUCCAUGAUGCUUUGCAGGCCACACGUCUUAGUAACCGAAACCCUCUGUCAAAGAAAACAUGGCGGACACAAGCGAAGUGCCAUCAGAACAGGCGGCGGCAACAGGCGAAGAAAGCAACACAGGCCAACCGCAAGAGGCUAUGGAUACUUCCCCUCAAGCUGAAAUUGGUCUUACAGAAAACCUACAGAAAAUCAUUGAGAAAGAGAAAGAAGAGGCCGACAAAUCCACCAAGGCUAAAGUUGAUCUGCAAUCACUACCAACAAGAGCUUAUCUUGACCAGACAGUUGUGCCCAUCUUGCUUCAGGGUUUAGCAACACUCGCCAAGGAGAGACCUCCAAACGCCAUUGACUACUUGGCAGCCUACCUUUUAAAGAACAAAAGCCAGUAUGAAGAGAGCCCUUAGAUGUAUACCGCCUCAUAUACUGCUUUAUUUUGUAUGUACAUAAAUACAGAGUUGCACUUUAAACAGCCUUGAAGCUUUGCAUAUUGCAGUUUUGGUGAUAUGGGUUUAUGUACAAUGUACAUUGUUUUGCUAGAGUAUUUGUCAAGGAAUAGGGGAAGAAGUAAGUUUAAGGUAUAGCCUGUUUGCCAGCUCUCACUUAGACUUAGCGAGGUUUAUUUUGAAACAACAACAAAAAACUACCAAACACUAUGGUUUACUAUACAGAAGUGCUCUCUGAAACCAUGCAGCCCCUACUUCGCUAGCAGAGGUUUCCCCCUCUCUCACUGGACACAAAAGUUGGGACCCCAGAAUUAAAAAUCAUUUUUUACUGUUAUAUGCAGAUAGCAGGCUAAACUGUCCAACAACAAUCAUCAUAUAUUACAAGUGCAUGAUUUUUUCUUUCAUAAACCACAAAAUCAUACUUUGAUAUAUAAAUGCAUUCAUAUGCUCUGGAAACUCAAUUUCCAGCUAGAACCAAUUGAUAUGAUCUGGAUGUAACACAUUAUAUUUCCGAUGGUUUUAGUGAGAUCUCCAUGCAUGUACAUAUGGUUUUAGCACCUCUCAAAUGCCUUAUCUUCUUGGAAAAUUAUGCAGAAACUAUGACUAGCUGAUACUGAGUAAAAUUCUAUAUUAUUUUA
Nematostella vectensis (starlet sea anemone) is the source of this 1149-nucleotide messenger RNA. RefSeq names its product protein dpy-30 homolog. Lineage: Eukaryota; Metazoa; Cnidaria; Anthozoa; Actiniaria; Edwardsiidae. Gene Ontology annotation, cellular component: Set1C/COMPASS complex. The transcript is spliced from 5 exons. The record is from RefSeq and is a predicted model, not a curated record. Bases 128 to 472 code for a protein of 114 amino acids.